This is a messenger RNA of Dovyalis caffra, 201 nucleotides long. Lineage: Eukaryota; Viridiplantae; Streptophyta; Magnoliopsida; Malpighiales; Salicaceae. The record is from the annotation of a GenBank genome assembly.
AUGAACAUUCCAAUUCCCCAUGUUGAGACAUAUGACGAUAGGCAUAUGAAGGUAGAAGACCCGCAAGGAUUGAACAUAGAAGAAUUGCAGAAAUUAGAAAAAUUAAUCGAAGAAAGCUUGUGUCGCGUCUUGGAAAAAAAGGUUCGUGCGAGUCUAGUCGGCGAGGAAUUAAUAAAAGAGAACCGGCGAUUGAAGCGACAU